AUGGCUCUGACCAUCAAACACCUCAACGGCGACGCAUCCUUCCUUUUGACCUUUGAGCCCCUCGUCUCUGGUCCUCGCGACCCUGAUGCCGCGAGCCCUACCCCCUUCCGCAUAUUACUGGACCCUUGGAUCACAGGGUCAUCAACCAUCUUUCACUCAAAGAUAUCCGUCUCUACUCACAAGCAGCCGGCUUGCAUCUCCUCGCUGCAGGAGCUGCCGGAACCCGAUCUCGUCGUCAUCUCGCAGCACAAGAGCGAUCAUUGCAACGAGGCCACCCUUCGACAGCUGCCCGCCUCUGGCACCAAGACUUUGAUUCUCGCCGAGCCAGCAUCGGCCCGCGUCAUCAAGUCGUGGAAGUACUUUGACCGUCAAAAGGUUCGCACAAUCCCCAAAUGGGGUGAGUCUACCGAGCAAGGCCGUGAGGCCCUUGUGCGCAUUCCAUUGCCGCCCCUGGUGCCUGGCGGCGAACCCGGCGAGGUAACCGUCGCCUUCAUCCCUCAGCGGAGAGACAUAUCCGGUCUGCACAGCGCUGUCGGCAUCACUUACCGCCCGCCUGGCACGUCUGUCGCCGCCGCCGCCGCCACUCAUAUCAACCACGGCGGCGCAUGGCCCUCACGACCCCCCUCGGUCCGUAGGGCCUUUCUUCACCCUAGAUGUGCCAGUCCCGCCCUGGGUCCUGGUCCCCAGCCCAUGACGACAUCAUCCGUCCUCACGCCGCCCGAGACUCCAAACUCGUACCGCUCCAAUGCAUUCCCUCCAUUCGCCAAUGCCGCCGACUGCAUCCACCGCCACCCGACGCAGACUCCGUUCGGACUACCCCCGACGCCCACGUCUCUCCGCUCAUCCCGAUCCACAUCCUCGCUCCAGCUUUCGCGGCAGCUGUCGCGACUCUCGACGGCGGCGACGCAGACCCCGCGCAGCCUCUCGCUCCUCUACUCUCCGCACGGCAUCUCGACGACGUCCCUCUCGUCCUACGUGACGUCCCAUCUCGUCGCCGAGGCCGCCCUCCCGCUGACGGCCCUCCUGCACUGCUUCGACGCCGUCAGCAACCCCUGGUGGCUCGGCGGCAACAUCCUCCUCGGCGCGCCCGCGGGGCUCGAGACCGCCACCGCACUCCGCGCCCGCGCCUGGGUGUCGGCCCACGACGGCGAGAAGGAGCUCAGGGGCAUCGCCACCGCCCUGCUAAAGACGAAGCACUACCGCCGGGAGAACAUUGUCGAGGCCGUCAGCCCCGCCCUGCAGCGGUACAUGCAGCAGCAGCAGCAGCAGCAGCCGGCAGACGAGUCCGAGGUUGCUGCAAGUAGCCGCGCGAGCAGCCGCCGCAGCUCCGUCGUCGGGAGCGACGCGGGAGGCAGAGGGGGCAGGCCGACUGAGAUCUUGGCGCUGGGUAUCGGCGAGCAGGUGGUCAUCUGCAACGACGGCGUGUGGAACGCAGAGGUUGCUACACCAGAGUCGCCUGCUCCUCCUCCUCCUCCUCCUCCUGAGCCCGCGUGGGCGCCCCCUCCUCCACCAACAAUGCAUCGUCACAAACUGAUGCCGAGACCGAUGAGCCCGCUUGACUUUGACCCGGCCAGCUUUGAUGGGUCUGUGCCUUCCAUCGAGGUCGAUGAUCUGCACACAGCCAGAGGACCUCAGUUUUGCCGCAUAUGCUGA
Molecule: messenger RNA, 1653 nt
Organism: Pyricularia pennisetigena
Lineage: Eukaryota; Fungi; Ascomycota; Sordariomycetes; Magnaporthales; Pyriculariaceae
Exons: 1
Coding region: 1-1653 (550 amino acids)
Source: RefSeq, a predicted model, not a curated record